UAAUUAAAUUGAUGUCCUACGGUUUAGCCAGUUCACAGACUCCACGAAUAAUCUCCGAGUGACUGUAAGGCUAAGGCGUCAUUUCUUUCCGUUGUUGCUCGUACUUUUUACCAGGUAUCAGUAUGGCUGCAUCAGGGGCUGUAUCACGUGUGAGAAAUGUAAAAAUAUUGCAUGGUCUGGUAUCAAAGGGAUGUGACAAUUGAUACUUGCUCGACGGACGGCGAGAAUUGACAGAGGUGGUAGCACCUCAUCCUUCAAUCCACCAUCAGCUGCUAACAUCAUCUCAAUCUCGCCAGGCACACUCGCAUCCGUCAGAAUGCACCAUCAUACCCCACACAUUCCCGGGGGUAGUGCGGGGCCGGUACUGCGUCCCACCUCUAGGUCAGUGCCGCGGGCGAGGGCCAAGGGCCGGCCGACCGCAGGCGGGCAGCGGCGGCCGGCCGCGGCAGGCGUCUGCGGUGCGCGGCGGAGCUGUCGGGAGAGCGGAGCAGGCGCUUCUUACGGAGCUGGGGACAACUGAGCUGCAGGAUUGUAAACCAGGGCGCGGUGUGUGUCGGCACAUAAUCAGCGAACGGCCGGCCGGGACGGAGCGGCGCCCCGAUAGACAGCGGACAUGGCACCGGUCGGGGCGCGGUCCUGGAUGCUGCUGGCCGGACUGCUGGCAGCCGUGCUGCUGCUGGCCGGCGUCGGCCAGCUGGUCUGCGGCCUCUACCUGCUGCUGAAGGCGCCGCGGCCGGCGGUCAACGGAGCCACCAUCGCAGCGGGGCUCUGGGACGUGCUGGCCGGUCUGGUAUCGGUGAUGCUCUGUUUCUCGGGACCGCUGCACGCCUCGCGCCGCUCUCAGCUGCAGCUGGCCGCCUUCUGCUCGGCGCCAGUCGUCAACGCCGCCCUCGGGGUGCUCCUGGGCCUGGCACCGAGCCCCCAGCAGGCCACCGACGUCGCUCUAGUUUGUCUCAUCCUAGCGGUAUCGACGGCGGUGGCGGCGGCGGCCUCCUUCAUUGCCGGGAACGUGGUGUUCUGCAUGCAGCUGGCCUACGAGCAGUACCGACCCGGCACGCGCACCUGGCAGUCGCCCAAAUCGACCUCCUCCGGCACUUCGAGCUUCAUGUUUUCUCAGAGCCAGAUGACGCAGAAGCCGGGCGCGCCGGACCUGUGGCUGACCACCCCGGCCCCGCUGGCCUCCUGGGUGUACCGCACCCAGUCCAGUGUGGAGACAGCCCGCUGUGAGACCCCGCUGGACGCGCCGCCGCCUCCCCCUCCGCCGCCGCCGGCAGCGCCGCCCAGCCGCUCCAGCUGUGCCAGUCUGUCGGUGCGCACCGCUCAGCGCUCGGAGCCGGGCAGCGGGAGCUCGCAGCUGCCGCGCUGUCUCAGCCUGCUCAGUGCCAUCUACGGGCCGAGCCGCGGCGGCUGGCCGCCCACCGAGCCGCGUCCGGUGCGCUCCUGUAGUCUGCUCGAGGUGCGACCCUCCCCGGCGCCGACUCUGACCGAGUGCAGCUCUCCGGCCCGGCCGUUCCCGCCGGCCCCGGUACCGCUGUGUGCCAGCCCGCUGCCGACACCGGUCUCCGAGCGCCCGCCGCCGCAGACGCCCCUGGCCGGCACCAUCGGCCGGCUGACGAGCGCGCUGAGUAGACUGCACAGCGACCCCAACUACCGGGCCUCGCGCGAGCUGCAGGAGGCGCUCGAGGCGCUGGAGGCGCUCCAGGUGACGCCGGGCCCCGGGGACCGUCCGCAGCCGGCCGGCGCCGCCUCUCCGGCCGUCUCCUCCGGGUACGGCUCCCCGGAGGGCGCGCCGGAGCCGGAGCAGCCGGAGCGGCGCAGUGUGGUGCAGCUGGUCAGUCUGCUGGAGGCCGGCCCGGUGGGACGGAGGGCCGACACGCCGCUCAGGAGGCCGACAGUACCGCCCCCGCCCCCGCCGGGAGCCGGGGACCGGCCGGCAGAGCCAUCAGAGCAGCCGAGUCCCGCUUCUCCCAAGCCGGCUGCGGAAUCGGUGACCGGUAAGGCUCCGGGACCUCCCGUAGUGAUCGACUCUGACUGCUAAGUGUGCUGUAUUUUAUGUCUCAACAUGUUCAGUUAUCUCCCGUAAUUAUUUGUCCCACCGACUUAAUUGUAUACAUAAUACGUUCUUGCAUUUUGUUGAGGUAUCGUGCAUUGACAAGGGGCAUUGUUUUGUUAGGUUCCCAAAUAUAGCACGUGUUAUUUGAUGCACGUCGUGUAUCCUCGCGUGUCCGAUGCUGAAAGGUUACUGGCUUACUGCGCUUGGUAGUUGGUCCAUUUAUAUAUGACGUGUAUAAUUACUGCUGUGUACAGAGGCAUUGACAGCUGACCAAAUAUACGAACUUGCUAAC
This is a messenger RNA of Amphibalanus amphitrite, 2345 nucleotides long. Its product is annotated as formin-like protein 5. The record is from RefSeq and is a predicted model, not a curated record. The coding region runs from base 614 to 2038 and encodes 474 amino acids. NCBI's taxonomy places the organism in Eukaryota, Metazoa, Arthropoda, Thecostraca, Balanomorpha, Balanidae. The transcript has 6 exons.